Sphaerulina musiva SO2202 is the source of this 1931-nucleotide messenger RNA. RefSeq lists its product as uncharacterized. The record is from RefSeq and is a predicted model, not a curated record. The transcript has 4 exons. NCBI's taxonomy places the organism in Eukaryota, Fungi, Ascomycota, Dothideomycetes, Mycosphaerellales, Mycosphaerellaceae. Bases 133 to 1842 code for a protein of 569 amino acids.
CUUUACGGAAUCGACUGUCCCGUCAACGCCAUUUCAGAACGCAGCUGGGUCGAGGGCCGACACUGCCGUCCCAGAUUCCCAAAUGCCAUAUCCGACUGGUAUGGCAUUCCCUUGACUCUCCGAGAGCGACGAAUGAUGGCUCUGAUGGGCGAAAUCACCGAGAAACCGGAGUGGAACCGCAAAGUCUUUGACGAGGAGAUUGUGUCCAAGUGGCGAGCUGAGACUUUGGCGCUCAACGACGAUGCGCAGCCAGAGCGUGUCUUGACUGUGAAGGCGUUUGAUUAUUGUAUGGAGGAGUUGAGGGAUUAUGCUGCUCAGUUUGAGAAGACUGGCAUGAUACCCGCCAUUCAUGCAGAUGGUGUGGUUUACAAGUCCGAUACUUGCGUCACGGCCGAGAUGAAGGCUGCUCUCAAGGCUGCCGCCGCCGUCCUUGAAGACGUUGAUGAUAGCAAGAAAGACUGGCAUCCGCACUCCGACGAAAAGGUCCUCGAUCUUGUCCAUCCGAGCUUAUUUCCGUUGCUGUAUGGACGAUCGACUGUUCUCUCGGAAUCAGAAGGCACGGUACCUUUGCGUGAUUGUGACGCCUAUAUUGGCAAGGGCCUUAUUGCUCCAAUACCAAAGGACAAGGACCUGAAGGUGAAACGCUUUCAUGGUGAGCAGUCUGAAUGGCCACACUGGCGAUACGGAAACUAUCACUUUUACUCCAAAAGAUAUCAGUGGCUGCCUUGUGAGAUUGCGUUCCGCGGAGAUGAUGAGGUCGAGAUCACGAGCUAUAUCAAUAAUUUGCACCCACGUCAACAUGAGCCAUUGUACAAAGCUCUUGAGAGUAUCAUCGCAAAGGUCAUCCCGAUGUGGGAUGGUUGCUUGAACAAAGCGAAUCCCUACUUUGAGCGCCCGCCGCCACGAGACGAUGCAAAUGCCGACUGGAUCGACUCUAACAAGCCGCGACCUCGGAAUAGAAAGGAAGAGAGACAUUACAGCAAAGACGAAAUCUGGGAUCUCGACGAAGAAUGGAGAAUGGCCAAUCGCAUACUCAUCAUGCCCGAUUUGCAACACGACUAUCAAACUCGAGCGAACUAUAUCAAGGCCGAACGAAAAACCUCCACCACACCCGUCAAUCUGCGCAAAGACUGGGCACAACAAGGCCUCCAAAUCAUCGUCAAACUAGCCAACAUCCAUCUCACGCCCGAAAAACCCGAAUACGAAGGAGGUUCGUGGCACAUUGAAGGCCAACUAAACGAACACAUUUGCGCCUCAGCACUCUACUACUACGACAUGUCCAACAUCACCACCUCCCACCUCUCCUUUCGCGAAUCCACCGCUGUCGAACAUCUCCAUUCCAAACCUUAUGAACAAUACGAUCACGCACAUUUCGAACGCGUCUACGAUAUUCCACCAUCGGGCUCAGCAAUUCAAUCUCUCGGAAACGUUCUCACGCGUGAAAAUCGUGUCUUGGCUUUUCCCAAUGUUUUCCAACAUCGUGUCGAACCGUUUCGUCUUGCGGACGCGACACGAUCUGGUCAUCGGAAGAUUUUGGCGUUGUUUUUAGUGGAUCCAUUUCUUCGGGUUCCUUCGACGGCGAAUGUUCCGCCGCAGCAAAUGGACUGGUGGAGGGAUUUGGUGGAGUGUGGACUUGAUCGUGGGGCGGCGAAAAAUCUUCCACGGGAAGUUGUGGAGGGGAUUGUGGAGAGUGGUGCUGCUGCUGGUGAUGGGAAGGGUUUACCUGUUGAGUUGGAAGAGGCGAAGAAGAUUCGAUUGGAGUUGAUGGAGGAGAGGAAGAUGUUUGUGAGGGAUGUUGAUCGAAGGUUUGAGAUGGAGAGUUUUAGUUUUUGUGAGCAUUGAGCGAGCGAGGGAGGGAGUGAAUGAGUGAGUAAGUGAGUUGCGGUGUAUUUUACGACAGCCUCCUUUCGUCAAUUUGAAUCCCAACUACC